Molecule: messenger RNA, 3148 nt
Organism: Paramacrobiotus metropolitanus
Lineage: Eukaryota; Metazoa; Tardigrada; Eutardigrada; Parachela; Macrobiotidae
Exons: 4
Coding region: 1085-2287 (400 amino acids)
Molecular function (GO): protein binding
Source: RefSeq, a predicted model, not a curated record
UGUUGACAAACUAUGUAAUCGAUAAAGUACAGAAUACAGAUCUGUACUGAUGCCGCGUUCGAAGCGCAUGGAUGUUAAGUACAGUACUAUCACAAAAACCUUUUUUGCCAUACAUACUGCAACCGGAAAAGAUUAGUGCGUUAUCCGAAUGAGCGAUGAUUUUCCUUUUCUACAAUCAUUGCGGCACGUACUAUGCAGCAUUCCGCUUCGGACUGGAAUCAAUCAUUAAGACAACUAGGUCAGCCGUAAGUAAUACAGACAUCACUGGCGCUUAGUAAUGUAUUUUUGCGUAUCAGAUUUUUGGUUUACAGGAAUAUGAUAACAUUAUGUGCAUAUUUACAUAUGUAUCCUUCCCUCAACCACAUACGUAUUUUUGAACCGUAACGGCUUCGUUCUUUUUUCAGACACAUCUGCACUUUAUAUCAUUUUGCAGCACACGACAGAGACAUCUUGUUUAUGCGAGCUUCAAACAUGAUGGGAUAAUACGUGGCCGCGUAAUUCCAUUUGACCAGCACGACACUCCCCCUGGCCACCACCUUGACCUUCUCGGAAUCAAACCUUGGAUCCACCCGCAUCCCGGCCUGCUCCAACCCCAACUCUAUCUCAUCCUUCUCACCCAAUCCCGCCGCUAGUUUAUUGCUGACGUCGAUCACCGCCACAGUCUUCCCGUAGCGGUAAUCAUGGGAGCGACGGUGGUAGCCGUUGACCUCCACCCGCAUCUGCAGGUCCUUGGAAGGUAUCCGGGUCCGCACCAUCUUGAUGGCCUCCUCCACGCCCCGACUCAUGGCGCCACCGUCGCUCUGGAAGAAGGAGAUCGGGUGCAGGCCGGUGUAGAAGUUAUCACGGACGGGUGUUUCGGGGUCGUUGCUGCAGUGGAUGUCCACGGUUAUUUUGGUCGGGUGGUCUGGGUUGACGGCGGUGUAGUUGCAGUAUGGAUUCAGUUGAGCGGCGUGAACAGUGGGUGCACUGGAUUCGGUGGUAGUGGUGCGGCGUUGUUUAGCGGCAUCCACAGCGCGCCAGGACAGGAAUAGGACGGUGGCAAAGAGAACAUUAAAGAACUGCCGAUUUAGAGUGAAAACCGACAAUGUACAGCGGGACCCGCGCAACCAACAGUGUUGAUGUUUUGUCUGACGACGGCCGGCUCUGUUAUGGACGUGUGGUGGACGUAACGGACAAGGGACUCUUCAUCGACUUCCUUAUGCCCAGUCGACGCCGUGAAUUCACCCCCUUUGAACGCUUAUUCCACUGCCAUGCUCAACUGCCUCUGGAUGCCGACCGGAUGGGCCCUCUUUACGGUGAACCGCUGUCCUCCAUUCACCUGGAAGUGUUGGGUCGGGAAAGUCCUUCCGGUGUGUGGAUGUGGUUUCCCGCCCGGGCGGCCCAUCUGUCGGACGGUACGCAACACAAUGCUUACGGCGUGGCCGUGGUAACAUGGUGGAACGAAAGAGAGUACACGGAUAUUGUUCCUCUUGACCGGACACGGUGGAGGGUUGCGAGCGACUGGUGGGCGCAGCACGGCCAACCGCCAGUGGCUUUCACCAGCGGUACUGACGACAUCUCGCGAUUUCUGGCUACUUGGCCCGCGAACGUUAAGAAGAGCACAUUUACCAAGAGUUUCAUUCCGAUACCGAUAAACUGUUGCUCCAUACCUGGGGAAGAACUGCUGAAGCGCAUUAACAGUACAUCUCCAGUGCCGUUUGUGGAGGUUGCCAGUGGAAAGUUGUGGUACAUUCAGCUGAGAGAAUUCUGUACGGCGAAUCCGGAUUUGCCGGUAUUACAAGAGGAGUUUCUGAUGUCUGUUCCACGCAUUGUUGGGGAGCUGGUAGCUUCAUCGACUAACUGCGACAACACGAAACCGUUUCUUGAACUACCGUCUAAGGUAUGGAAGGAAGUGUUUUCUUGUCUGGGAACUGGUCUGCAAAACACGCUACGCGGUGUCUGCUUUACGUGGAACGACAUUCUGAAUUCGACAUCUUUAACAGACAACAUCAUUAUUAAUAGUGCGGAAUUCGAGGCAACAAAGUCGGACCGGUUCGUUUACUACAUGACGUCACCCAUUUACAAACGUCUUCGUUCGUCUACGCAACGCAUUGUGUGUGAUGCGUCCCGGCUGACGGAAGAGACUGAUGUACUUAAGCUGCUAGAUAUGAUACAAUAUGUUGCAAGGCAGAACGCCAGUGUUCGACUGUCAGGUUUGUAUUUGUUGGGGUUUCAAUGGCGAUUCCAGAUUGGUUCGGGCCAUUCUUCGCAUCAUGACACGUGCGAACUGCAUCAAGCUGGAAGUUAGCAGCCACGUCAGAGUAUGCUACCGGUAAUUUCUGCUGUUUCCGGCUGGGCUAUUUUGUCGCGUCGCUCCGGCGAGUUCCAUGUGAAUUCAUCCGGUUUCUCAGCUGUACCGUAAAUCUGGACUAUGUGUUUUUCGGCACCCAUCCACGACCCAGAACGAUAGAUUUGUCAGUUGUCAGCCGAAUCAACACGCCCCGCAUGCAGGUCAUGCGGCCUUAGCGGUGCCGUGUGGGAUGCGUUGGAAGCUGGUUUGUCGCAGAGCAGCUUCGACCAGCCAGUAAAAGUAUCUGGGUGGUUGGGAAUGAUCACAAAACUGGCAGGAAACGGCGCUGAUUACUAUGGCAAAGAUAUGUGCAAGGUGGUUCAAAGCAACGUUUUUUUUUAAAUGGUAAUUCGGCGCCAGCAUUUUAUGUCCUUUUAACAUGACGUUUGGUUUGUAGAUUUUGUGUGCAGUGCAGACCGCUGAUCCACGGACGUCCUCACAUUAUCCCGGGAAGAAAUGGUGCGUUGACGGCCUGAGCGAGCUGCAGUGGGAAAAACUGUCACGUCUAACGCUGGGUUUCAUCCAAGAAAUGGCCGACGAUUACGCCAAGGCACGUGUCCCGGACGUCAAUGGAGGUCCGCAUUUAGACUGAGCGCCAGACUACGUUGACAGACAGUUUGACGGCGGAUACAAUUACUAUAAGGUUCGCGGUUUGCUUAUAGACAAUUCUGCAUCAAUUUACAAUUCAUUGACGCCAAUUUACAAUUUGUUAAAAUCUGUAUUGCACAUUAAUUUUGUCGUACGCAUGGGCAUGACUGAAAUUACAUCGAAUAGUCAUUGUCCACUGAUAUCUUGAAUUUGCAUGUUUUCAUAUUAUCG